AUGAGUGCUCCACACCACUUCAACUCAGAGGCCUUUCUGGAGGGACGUGGCCUAAUCAUGGAGGGUAUCGUGGCCAUUAAGGCUAACAUUCGCAGAGAGAGCUUCCAGGCUGCCAGGGAAACACUGGGCAGAGUCCUUCAUACACUACAGGACUUCUACAGCCACAGUAACUGGGUGGAGCUGGGAUACACCGAGCCAUACAUCAACCUCAUACGCCCAGACCUUCCUCUGGAAAACCUGGCAGAUGUCAACACUGCCACCUGCAGUGACUGUGCCAGUGGAACGUGUCCCAAUUCCAUCCUGCCCAACAUCCUGAAAGAAAAGAAACUCACAUCAGGCUAUAUGGGAAUCUUCUCAGCUGCCAAGCCCAAAGGUAAAUGUAGCCAUGGAGGGGCAGCUGACCUGACUAGCACAGCAGAACCUCGCGGAGGCAUCAGCAAAGAUGAGCGCCGCUCGGACAACGUGGCCCUCCACAACGCUGCAGUGAAUGCAGCCACAGACGCCAGCCUCCAGCUGCUGGAGGACAUCCGGUUAGCUGCUGGGGACAAUGACUUUCUGAGAAUGAUGGGGAUUGCUCGCUCAUCCGUCGUAUGUUUUGUUAUUGACACCACUGGCAGUAUGUCAGAUGACAUCAAGGAGGCCAGGGAGGUCGUCUACGAAAUAAUUGACAGCAAAAAAGGAACGCAGGACGAGCCAUCCGAGUACAUCCUGGUACCAUUCAAUGACCCCCAUUUUGGACCUCUGAUCAAGACAACAGACUCCGAUACGAUGAAAAGAGAAAUCUCUAAGCUCAGAGCGAGCGGAGGUGGUGAUAUCCCUGAGAUGUGCCUGUCAGGACUUCAGUUGGCUCUCACCGGUGCUCCUGACUCCUCCCACAUCUAUGUUUUUACUGAUGCUCAAGCCAAAGACAUUGCCCUCAAGGCCACUAUUGUUUCUCUCAUCAGGAGCUCCAAGUCAACGGUGUCAUUCUUUAUGACCGGGCCCAGCAGGAGGAGCCGUCGUUCCCUCUGUGCUAGCUCCUUUGAAGACUACAAGGACCUGGCUUUGGCUUCUGGAGACCAGGCCAUCCAGGUGUCUAAGAGUCAGUUGCCUCAGGCCACAGACGUCAUCCUUGACACCUCCACUUCAGCUCUGGUGACAGUUCUUCAGCGAGCAAGGAACCCUGGGCAGAAGGAGAUAUUUCCCUUCAUGUUGGAUGAAUCUCUGAAAAAUAUCAUCUACAUCACAGGGCAAUCCAUUACUUUCACGCUGACCAACCCUGCAGGUGUGAGCCAGAACCACAAUGAGGCCAGCGGUAAACUGGGGACCAUACGCACAGUGGGCAAUCUGUGGAGAAUUCGUCUCCACGCUGACAACAAAUCAGGGACCUUCGGGGGACCUCAUCCAGGCUACGCAGUACUCAGUGGGCGUCCACAAGCAGGCCAGCCGGCCACUCUGAUGCUCUCAGUAAUGGGUAGGAAAGGUCCGUCCUCGAUGACCAUAGGAGAUGUUGCCCUAGUAACUGUGUCUGGUCCUGAGACUGUUAGAAAUAGCACAACAAGUGACAUGGGCAACGGAGACAUUCUGGUGACUGUUGACGGUGUCCCUGAGGGGGAGUUUGUGGUCAUCCUUAAAGGAACUGACAAAGUGUCAGGCAGUGAAUUUCAGAGACAGUCUACCACCCAGAUGUCCAUCUCUAAAGUGAACAUCAAGGCUGUGGUGGACAGCAGUAUGGAGCCAGGAAAAACCUUCUAUCUCCCCUUCAGUGUCAUGACCAAGGGCUCUGGUGGUCAAUACUCCAUCAGCGCCAGAAACGACAAAAGCUUCCCCAUGUCCAACCCAGCCAGUCUCACCUUGACAACUGGACAAUAUGCUAAUUCUACUAUAACCAUCACGUCACCUGCCGACACACCAUCAGGCACUGACGUCACUCUGACUCUGGAAGCCAAGUUGUCCAGUGGUGUUGACUCCAACUACGUCGUUUUGAGAUUCUCUGUUGUUAACAAGAUUACAGAUUUUGUUCCGCCCUUGUGUGAAGUGGUUCACGUGCUGGCUGAUGAUUGCCCUCAAGAUGUGUGUCAGUGUGAACCUUUCCAGUGGGAGCUGGCGGCCACCCUUACAGACGGAAAUGGUACCGGAAUAGAGAGCGUUUCCCUGCGCCAGGGCAGUGGAAACUUCACAACCACUUUUCUGAGUGAUCCCAUCAUUCAGGCCAACUACACAGCAUCCUGCUGCUCGCAGAUCGUUGAGUUUGUAGCUGUAGAUAAAUUUGGAAAUGUGGGCAAGUGCUAUCACUCCAUUGUACGCUCUGCAGGCCCUCCUGCCUUAACUGUGUCACUGCCACUGUGGUUGUGCCUGCUGGUAUCUGCCUUUGUAACAAGGUUUUGA
This is a messenger RNA of Anarrhichthys ocellatus (wolf-eel), 2367 nucleotides long. It is a transcript of the gene vwa11, whose product is annotated as von Willebrand factor A domain containing 11. NCBI's taxonomy places the organism in Eukaryota, Metazoa, Chordata, Actinopteri, Perciformes, Anarhichadidae. The record is from RefSeq and is a predicted model, not a curated record. Bases 1 to 2367 code for a protein of 788 amino acids. The transcript has 15 exons.